This is a messenger RNA of Ascochyta rabiei, 3240 nucleotides long. Its product is annotated as Isoleucine--tRNA ligase. The transcript has 3 exons. The record is from RefSeq and is a predicted model, not a curated record. Gene Ontology annotation, biological process: isoleucyl-tRNA aminoacylation. Bases 1 to 3240 code for a protein of 1079 amino acids. Gene Ontology annotation, molecular function: aminoacyl-tRNA deacylase activity; tRNA binding; ATP binding. Lineage: Eukaryota; Fungi; Ascomycota; Dothideomycetes; Pleosporales; Didymellaceae.
AUGUCGAUUGACUUUCCAAAGGAAGAGGAGCGUAUCCUCAAGCGCUGGGAGGAGAUUGACGCCUUCCUGACGCAGGUCGAACUGUCCAAAGGCAAGGACCCUUACACCUUCUACGAUGGACCGCCCUUCGCAACAGGAAUGCCUCACUAUGGCCAUCUUCUAGCCUCGACCAUCAAGGAUAUUAUCCCGCGAUACUGGUCCAUGAACGGACGAUAUGUCGAGCGCCGAUUUGGUUGGGACACCCACGGCGUGCCCAUCGAGUACGAGAUUGACAAGGAGCUGGGAAUGUCCGGUCGUGACGCCGUGAGAGAGAUCGGAAUCGCAAAGUACAACGAGAAGUGCAGGGCUAUUGUCAUGCGCUAUGCGACCGAGUGGAGGCACACGAUCAACAGGCUAGGGCGCUGGAUAGACUUCGACAACGACUACAAGACCAUGAACACAAGCUUCAUGGAGUCUGAGUGGUGGGUGUUCAAGCAGCUCUACGAGAAGAACGCCGUCUACCGUGGCUUCAAGGUCAUGCCUUACAGCACCGAGCUGGCCACGCCCCUCAGCAACUUCGAAGCCUCGCAGAACUACAAGGAUGUUCAGGACCCCGCUGUGGUCGUCACUUUCCCUCUCGUUGAGGAUCCGAACACAUGUCUGCUGGCAUGGACCACCACACCAUGGACCCUACCCAUGAACACCGGACUCUGCGCGCAUCCCGACUUCGAGUACGUCAAAAUUCACGACGAAGCCUCCGGAAAGCACUAUAUUCUGCUUGAAGCACUGUUGCGAACACUUUACAAGGACCCGAAGAAGGCAAAAUUCAAGAUUGUGCAGAAGCUCAAGGGCAAGGACCUACUUGGGUGGAAAUACGAGCCGCUGUUCGACUAUCUGUACGACGAAUUCAAGGACUUUGGCUUCAAGGUGUUGAACGACGGAUACGUUACGGCUGACAGUGGUGUGGGUAUCGUUCAUCAGGCACCCGCCUACGGUGAAGACGAUUACCGAGUCGCCAAGGAACACGGCGUUAUCAACGAGGACCGCCUUCCGCCCAACCCCGUCGACGAUGCCGGCAAAUACACAUCGGUUGUGCGCGACUUUGAAGGUCAGCACGUCAAGGCUGCAGACAAGGGCAUUAUCAAGCACCUGAAGGCGAGUGGCAGGCUCAUCGUGGACUCUCAGCUCCUGCAUAGUUAUCCUUUCUGCUGGCGUUCCGACACACCGCUGAUCUACCGGACUGUCCCAUCUUGGUUCAUCAAGAUUCAGGACAUCAAGGAGAAGAUGCUCGAAAAUAUUCAGGGUUCGCACUGGGUGCCUUCUUUCGUCAAGGAGAAGCGCUUCGCAAACUGGAUUCAGAACUCGCCAGAUUGGGCGGUUUCAAGGAACCGCUUCUGGGGUACACCACUACCUCUGUGGGUCAGCGAUGACGGCAAGGAGGUUGUUUGUGUUGGCAGUGUUGAGGAGUUGAAGAAGCUCAGCGGUUACGAGGGCGAGCUUACUGACAUCCAUCGUGACAAGAUUGACGAUAUCACCAUCCCCAGCCAACAAGGCAAGGGCGUUCUGAGGAGAACACCUGAAGUUUUCGACUGCUGGUUCGAGUCUGGAUCCAUGCCAUACGCAAGUGCACACUACCCCUUCGAGAACGUCGAGCAAUUUGAGAAGUCGUUCCCUGGUGACUUCAUCGCAGAGGGUCUUGACCAAACUCGCGGAUGGUUCUACACACUGACAGUACUCGGAACACAUCUGUUUGGCAAGCUGCCAUUCAAGAACUGUGUCGUCAAUGGCAUCGUGCUUGCAGAAGACGGCAAAAAGAUGUCAAAGCGUCUGAAGAACUACCCUGACCCUCUUGGUGUGAUGGAGAGUUACGGUUCAGACGCCCUGCGAUUGUACCUUAUCAACUCGCCUGUGGUUCGCGCCGAGACACUUCGCUUCAAGGAGGCAGGUGUCAAGGAUAUCGUCUCCAAGGUGCUGCUGCCCCUUUGGAACAGCUACCAGUUCUUCGAUCAGCAGGUUGCCCUCCUGAAAAAGGUGGCCGAUCUUCAUUUCGAGUUCGACCCUGCUGCUGAGAAGACCAACACCAACGUUCUCGACCGAUGGAUCUUGGCAUCUUGCCAGUCGCUGCUUAAGUUUGUUAACGCCGAGAUGGCUGCGUACCGACUGUACACUGUCGUCCCGCGCCUGCUUGAGCUUAUCGACAACACCACUAAUUGGUACAUUCGAUUCAACCGCCGCCGUCUUAAGGGCGAAUACGGUCUAGAAGACACAAAGCAUGCCCUUAACACCUUGUUCGAGGUCCUGUACACCCUCUGCCGAGGUCUCGCCCCCUUCACCCCCUUCAUCACCGACAACAUCUACCUCCGUCUUCUUCCCCACAUUCCCAAGGAACUCCGCGCCGAGGAUGACCGCAGUGUGCACUUCCUUCCUUACCCGACCGUGCGUGAAGAGCUUUUUGAUGAGGACGUCGAGCGUCAAGUCAAGCGCAUGCAGUCAGUCAUCGAGCUUGGACGUAUUUGCCGUGAUCGCGCCAACAAGGGCUUGAAGACUCCCUUGAAGGCUCUGGUCGUUAUCCACCCCGACCAGCAAUACCUCGACGACAUCAAGUCGCUGCAGAAUUACAUCUUAGAGGAGCUGAACGUCCGUGAUCUUGUGCUGUCGAGUGACGAAGAGAAGUACAAUGUCCAGUACACAGCGACUGCCGACUUCUCUAUCUUGGGCAAGAAGCUCAAGAAGGAUGCGGUCAAGGUCAAGAAGGCUCUACCCAACCUCAAGAGUCAGGAGAUCAAGGACUACAUCAAGAAGGGCGAGAUCACCAUCGAAGGCAUCAAGCUGGAGGGCGAGGACCUGCUGGUCAAGCGAGGAUUGGCAAAGGACGCCGAAAGCAAGGACCAAGAGUUUAACACCGACAACGAUGUCCUCAUCAUUCUCGAUGUUGCCAGCUACCCCGAGCUUGAGCAAGAGGGUCUAGCUCGUGAGGUCAUCCGUCGUGUACAAGAUCUGCGAAAGAAGGCUGGUCUCGUUCCCACAGAUGAUGUAGGUAUGGAGUACAAGAUUCUGAGUGACCCCGAGAACGUAGGCCUGGAGGCAGCGUUCGAAAACCAGGGGCCUCUCUUCGAGAAGUCACUGAGAAGAAAUGUCGACAAGCACACCGUCACCGAGUUGGACGGCAAGAUUACUGAGAAGAACAAGGACACAGUCAUAGCUGAGGAGGAGCAGGAGAUCCAGAAGGCCACCUUCUUGUUGAGACUUAUCAAGUUGUAA